GAGACAAACAUUGACCGUGAGCUCAUCAUCUCCUUUUGUACGACGUCCGACAUUCCCACUAGCCCAUCCCUGCCUGAGUCGAUCUCUUCGCAGCGUGUCAUUGCUAUUUUGGGCCCACCGCUGUCAUUCAAAUCCUUGCAUCCCGCAGCUCGGAGUCCAUCGAAGGAUCACUUCCUGCUAUACAACUCGGCACGCCUACACAAUGUCAUCUAGCGCCUCCCAACCUUCCGCAGCUCCCACUGAGUGGACUAACCCCUCCAAGCCCAUCCGCUUCGUCUGCAGCGCGCUGGUGGAGGUCACUCGCACACGACUUCCCGUCCCGGGCUUCACCGACGACGACUACGCAUACCUUCCCCAGCUCGCGACGCGCCUCAACGGGGGCGAGCUGUCUCUGAGCGACGUCAGCUGGCAGCUGGGCAUCCAGGUGACGCGCGAGCGGCAGGUGGCGAGUGCGGCCAUCCAUGCGUUCACGGAGGCGGAGUGGGCACGGGUCAAGGAUGGAGAUGACGAAGACGCACAGGCGGACGUCGGGAAUGAUAACGCGUUGCUGCGUACGUGCCUGAACCUGGACGACCCGCAGAAUCCGUUGAAAUUGAAGUCGGAGGCUUGACCCAAGGCACUAAGCUGCGCUAUUGUAUCUGUACUGCUAGUAAUGCUAUCUACGUCAGAAUCGGAUGCAUGUGGAAUCUAUCUGGA
Molecule: messenger RNA, 696 nt
Organism: Postia placenta MAD-698-R-SB12
Lineage: Eukaryota; Fungi; Basidiomycota; Agaricomycetes; Polyporales; Adustoporiaceae
Exons: 4
Coding region: 203-610 (135 amino acids)
Source: RefSeq, a predicted model, not a curated record